AUGAUUUGGCAUGCCCAACUUGCUCCAGUGCUGGCACUGGUCGGCCUGGUGUCAGCCAAGUGCAGUGGAAUGUCAGAUGCCUGCUCCCUCAACCCAAUUCUGGUGCGACAGGUCAAUGAGCUCAAUUAUCAAGCUCUUACCUGCAACCUCAAGUGGAAGCACGGCUGCACCAACUUGAACAAGCGCGGCCAGCUACAGCAGAAGCCGCCUCCUUACGCCCUCUGCAAUUCAUGGGGUAUGCCGUCUGGCAAGAUACCCGUCGACGUCUAUACGCUGGCCAUGCAGAAAAACGAUGAUGUCGCCCUCCCAAAAGCAGCCCCUUACACGCUGCAUGGCCUGUGGCCUGGCUCGAGGGGCGGAAAGGGAGCCAAAAACCAGCCUUACGGCUGCUUCAAUGGCGAGGAGUUCGAUGAGAAAGUCCUCGCAAACUUCAAAGACCUUUUAAACUACUACUGGCCGACCAAUCCACAAUACAACAACACAAUACAAUGCUUCAUCCUCUCUGAGUGGAUGAAGCAUGGUACCUGCGCAGUAAUCACUGGCGCGGACGGUCAAGCAUUUCGAAUACCUCAAGAGGCCUACUUCCGCACAGCCUUUGUAUUUGCUCAUGAGUUCAAUAAGAACCCUGCUUUGCGCCAGCAGCUUGAAGCAACAGACCCAAAGCACCUUGAGCCACUUAUUAACGUCAACUGCGUGCAGUGUGCCUAUCAAGCAACAGUUGGCUGGAAAGGCACGGAUGUCUCGAGCGUGCCACGCAUGUCAUCCGAAUGCAUUGACCAGUGCUUUGAGUGCGGUACAAUGUUUGACUUAUGCCCACCAGCCUUUUUGGAGAGCACCGUGCUAUUGGAUCCCAGUAACGCGCCGCUGGAGAACAGUGACAGCGAUAGUAACAGCGUGGCAGCUGAAAGCUUUCCCGCUGUCCAAUUUGCUAUGCCCGGUCUCAUACCCAGUAAACACAAGUCGUCCUGGGAGGGUACCUGGCGCUCAUUUGGCGCUGAGCAGGGCGGGUCUGGCAAGUUUGAGUUUGCGCAGACCUUCACUGACAAGUCCCUGACUGUCACUACCGACAGCCCAUAUCCCUCCAAGUGCACGUAUGAGCGGAACGGUUUCAAACAGCUGAUACUGCAUUGUGAAGGUGAGAAGCCACACCUAGAGGGCUGUCUGGUGCAGCGACUGCCAGAUGUCGGUGGGCUUGAGGCAGCGUUCCUGGCGUGCAACCAUACUGGUGUCCCAGCGCCGGGAAGCUUCUACGCUGCCAUGGAUACACCUGGGUCGGGCAACUUUCUUAUGUUCCGCUGCAAGGCAUCAGCAAAAGGUUGUGCCUUUUCCCCAGUCACCAUCUCGGCGUCUAAUGACAAGGCCGAGACUAAGCCCAGGUCAGAGUCCAAGACCAGCCCUGUAAUCCAAUCUCAGAGUGGUAUUGCUCUCCCACCUACUGAACUACUGGGCACAUGGCGCUCACUCCAGGUAUCGAGCGGCUAUGAGAAGGGCCUCGCGACAUGGAGCUUCACUGCUGAUGGCCAGGCGUCACUCCAGUGGCCAAACUAUCCCACCCGCGGUGUUGAGCGCUAUUCAGUCGCCCACUCUCGAGAGAAUCCGAAUAUAGUGCACCUUACCAGCGCCAGUGGUAAGAGUACUACCUGCCGCUUGCACUUCCAGUACCAGCCGGUCUACUCAUACGCCGUGCUCGACUGCGGAGACAAGGAAAGCAAGCAAAGGACGAAAUGGGCUAUGGGCCGGUGCAAUCCAUGCAGCGCCUCAUGUCGCUACUCGUGCACUCCUGAGAACGAUAACUGCGGCUCUGGCUCAUGCGACCCGGCUGAUUCAGAACCGGUAGCAUCUGCUGGCUCCCUUCCUUUAUCACAACUCGUACCUCAGUGGUGUACGCCUGAAGACCCCAGCUGCUGGCCUUCCAAGACAGCCAUCCACGACCUGGAACAGGCGCUAGACCCUACAGUGCCUCGUCUUGGUAUCCAGUGGAGUGCCUACCCCCAACCGCAGCCAGCACCAGUACCAAAUAGCUCCUUCAAUAACCAAGGCUUUUACGGCCUGGGUAGCUCGCCUGCAGGUCUCAAGGCUCUCUACUACUAUGAGGAUAUCAAUGAGAUGCAGCGGCCGUGCUUUGUCCAGAAUGAUAGCCCCAGUAUCUGGAACGUUGCUUCAGACGUGUGCAGGGCAGCAUUGCACAAUAAUGAGUACCACAAUUGGAACCCUUUCAUCGUUGUCUUUCCUCUCAACGAGCGCCAUGUAGCUGCUGCUCUUGAGUUUGCCGCCCAGCACCGUCUUUGCAUCGCCACAGCUGGUACUGGCCACGAGUACAACAGCCGCAACUCAUGCCCGACUGGCGGCAUCCUCAUCCGCACAAUCCUGCUCAAGGACAAAGUCUUUAUUCCAGAAUGGAAAGAUGACCCAGUUUUGGCUCCGGCUGGAGCAUUCCGCUUUGGAGCGGGCUCUAUCUUUGCUGAAAUGCAUAAUUUCUCUGCCAAGUAUGACCGUGUCAUUGCAUCAGGCUGGUGCUCCACUGUCGGCAUGGCUGGCUUCCAUCUCGGCGGUGGCCACGGUCCUUUUGCGCCGUCUAUGGGUCUGGGCGUUGACAACGUGCUGGAGAUUGAAGUUCUGCAGGUCGGCCGUAACGCUUACGGCCAGACUGUUGUUCACAAGAAGAUAGUCAAUCGCCGCCACAAUCCGCAGCUAUUCUGGGCCAUGCGCGGAGGUGGAGGUGGCGUCUGGGGCGUUAUUCUUUCCAUGACCAUUCGUGCCCAUCCUGUUCCUGACGGAGGUCUCAACCGCGUCUACAUAGGCCCGACUGGAACGUUUUGCCAAGACGGACGAAAGUUUGGCUACAAGUGGCUACGCGGUAUGUGGGAUCGCUUCGCUGAGUGGCAGCUGAGGAUCAACCAGAAGGUCAGCACGCAGCCUGGCUUCUUUAUUGACGCCUCCAACUACAAGGAGACUGGAGAUCUCUGCUCAGUUACUUGGCAGUUCAAGUUCGAGUAUUUCUACGCUGGUGAUAAGAAAGAACCGGACUACAAACUGUUCCUCGACGGUCUCAAGGAAGUGCUGCAGAACUACACGGUGCAGGAGGAUAACUUCAAGUCGGCCUAUGAAUACCUCCUCACAAUGCCCCCCAACAAGUUCACCAUCAACCCCGUUAACCCACUGCCUGCGCCCCAUGAGCCUUCCGACGCGGCCACUGGCUCCCAGAACUCAGUCUUUGUCUCGCGGAAGGCAAUGGAGAAAAAGUUCGCUUCAACCAUGAUGGACGUGCUGGACAUCUGCGUUCAAUCCCUCAAGUCUCCUGAUGACACGUCGCCGGAUCCUAAUGGACAUCGCUGUGGAUUCCACUACCUCUAUACGUCUGUCACGGGUAAUCUGGGCAGCGUUCAGCCAGGCGACACGUCCAUCGCUCCAGGAUUCCGCUCGGCACUCAUGCUGUGGAAUGCACGCACGCUGUCGACAGAGCAGUCAGAUAACACGAUUUAUAAGAUUGGGACAAACAGCUAUUUCUCUGAGAGCUCGUUCGUGAUGCACAACUGGACGGACAGGUACUGGGGUAAGAAGAGGUAUGAGCAGUUGUUGGCUGUGAAGAAGGCGCAUGAUCCCGGAAAUCUUUUCUGGUGCCAUCAUUGUGUUGGCGAUGAUCCUGAUGAUGCGUAUGGAAACCCGCUGGGUAUUGUGGCUGGCUCUGGUAAGAAAGAGGACUCUGGUAAGAAGGAGGGCUCUUUCAAGCAUGAUGAGUUGUAA
Molecule: messenger RNA, 3744 nt
Organism: Fusarium sp. VM40
Lineage: Eukaryota; Fungi; Ascomycota; Sordariomycetes; Hypocreales; Nectriaceae
Source: the annotation of a GenBank genome assembly